Molecule: messenger RNA, 1238 nt
Organism: Trifolium pratense (red clover)
Lineage: Eukaryota; Viridiplantae; Streptophyta; Magnoliopsida; Fabales; Fabaceae
Exons: 3
Coding region: 361-1209 (282 amino acids)
Molecular function (GO): zinc ion binding; nucleic acid binding
Source: RefSeq, a predicted model, not a curated record
UUGGGUCACAAUUGUAAUGUUACAUGUGUUAGGGCCAUUAUGUAAUUAGCCAAAGCAUCAGUGGUCUAAUUAAUAAUAUAUAAGUCUAUGGCUAAAAGCAUAAAUAUCAUGAAAGACAAUUUAUUGUGUAGAUACCAUAAGUCAAUAUCUAAUUUGAUGAGGGGCCAAAUUAGAAAAUUGAAAAAUAGGAAAUAACCCUAAGGUUAUUUAUAGGGGUUAUGGUCCCCAAUUGCAGAAUAACGUGAAAACGGCGCUCAUACAAAAGUUCUCUCUUCAUCCCCAUCAGAGGAGGUUUCAGGAGCCAAUAAGGAAUUCUGCGAUUGGAAGAUCACACAUACCCGUGACCUUUGAUCAUCACCUAUGACGAACUCAAACUCAGCUACAAUUGCUUCAAUAUCUGCUAAUCUGAAUUCGGUUCCGGUCCUUAAUGGGGCAAAUUUCAAGGACUGGAAAGAGGACAUGAAAAUUGUUCUUGGCUGCAUGGAUUUCGACCUUGCAUUAAGAAAGGAGCAGCCUACUUCUCCUACGGAAACUGCUACCUCUGAACAGAGGGCAUAUUAUGAGAAGUGGGAUCGCUCCAACCGCAUGUGUCUAAUGAUCAUUAAGCGCGGCAUUCCUGAGGUCUUUAGAGGUACUAUAUCAGAAGAUAUAACUAAUGCUAAAGAUUUCCUUGCUGAGAUUGAAAAGCGCUUUAAGAAAAGCGAUAAGGCGGAAACAAGUACUCUUCUUCAGAACUUGAUUUCCAUGAAGUAUCAAGGCAAAGGAAACAUAAGGGAAUAUAUCAUGAGCAUGUCGAAUAUCGUUUCAAAACUUAAGGCACUAAAGCUUGAGCUGUCUGAAGACUUACUCAUUCAUUUAGUAUUACUUUCUCUUCCUGCACAGUUUGGUCAGUUUAAGAUAUCUUAUAACUGUCAGAAGGAGAAAUGGACUCUUAAUGAGCUCAUUUCAUUUUGUGUGCAAGAAGAGGAAAGGAUGAAACGUGAUAAAACAGAAAGUGCUCAUUUUGCUAGCACCUCUAAAGACCAGGGCAAAAGAAAGAAAACUCAUGAGCCCAAGAAUGAAGCUGCAAGUGUUCCAGCACAAAAGAAACAAAAACAGGAUGAAAAUUGUUUCUUUUGCAAAGAAUCUGGACAUGUGAAGAAGAAAUGUUCUAAAUAUCACGCUUGGCGUGCAAAGAAAGGGUUGCCUAAACUACCGGAAGCCAAAUGAUGUUGAAAGAUACAUCUAUGUUGGAGAUG